This is a messenger RNA of Gasterosteus aculeatus aculeatus (three-spined stickleback), 3191 nucleotides long. The record is from RefSeq and is a predicted model, not a curated record. NCBI's taxonomy places the organism in Eukaryota, Metazoa, Chordata, Actinopteri, Perciformes, Gasterosteidae.
CGACUCCAUCCGGCUCUUUAGCCCUGCCCUCCGACUAUCCGCAACCGCGGGGACGGGUCUCGGAGGCGGAGGUCUGAACCGAAGUGAUGACAUCUCUGUGUGCAGCGUGUCGAGCAUGAGCACCGAGCUCUCGGUCUCCAACGAAGACAUCCUGGAUCUCACCGUCACCUCCGACUCCAGCGCCAUUGUUACCAUGGAGACCGAUGACAGUAAUUUCUCAGACGUGACGCUGUCAUCGGAGAGAGACCUAUGGAGCCCAGUAGGUGCGCAUCCGAGGUCCGUUGGCACGCAGCAGGAAGAGGACGGCAGGCAGAAGAAGAUGGGUCCUCUGCAGAGCUUGUUCAACAGGAGCCUGUUUGCCAGGAGGGUGAGGGACAGUCAUCCAGCGGAGCACAGGGAUCCCGGCUGGAAGCUGUUUGGAAAAAUCCCGCCACGAGACGGCCCCAUUAAGGACCCGAAGAGCAUACAGAAGGAAUAUGAAACAAAGAGUAGCAGAGCUGGACCUGGCAACUCGACGUCUCCCAGGCAUGGUGUAAGGAAAAACCUGGACUUUGAGCCGCUCUCCACCACAGCACUUAUACUGGAGGACCGGCCUGCUAAUCUUCCCGCCAAGCCAGCCGAAGAGGCCCAGAAGCACCGACAGCAGUAUGAGGAGAUGGUGGCCCAGGCCAAGAAGAGAGAGUUAAAGGAGGCUCAGAAAAGAAGGAAGCAGCUGGAGGACCGCUGUAAGCUGGAGGAGAGCAUCGGCACCGCCGCCCAGAUCUGGAACCUGGAGAUCUUGCCCAACUGGAGUACAACGUGCACAUCUCGACGGGUGAGAGACCUCUGGUGGCAGGGCAUCCCCCCCAGCGUAAGAGGCAAAGUGUGGAGCCUGGCUGUGGGCAAUGACCUCAACAUCACACAUGAGCUGUACAGUAUCUGUCUGUCCCGGGCGAAAGAGAAGUGGAGAUGCACGCCGACACAUUCUGUAGAGGCUGAACCUGAAGGUCCCGGUUCGUCAGAUCGGGAGUCGAGUCUGGAGCUGAUCAAACUGGACAUCUCGAGGACCUUCCCCCAUCUGUGCAUCUUCCAGCAGGUGCAGGGGAUGUCGUUCAUCGCAGCAGUGCUAAUCCUGAACCUUGACACAGCAGACGCCUUUAUAGCUUUUGCCAACCUGCUCAACAAGCCCUGUCAGAUGGCCUUCUUCAGAGUCGACCACAGCCUUAUGUUGACUUACUUUGCCGCAUUUGAAGUGUUCUUUGAAGAAAACCUACCAAAGCUCUUUGCACAUUUUCGGAAAAACAGCCUGACGCCCGACAUUUAUUUGAUCGACUGGAUCUUUACCCUGUACAGCAAGUCGCUGCCGCUGGACCUGGCGUGCCGGGUGUGGGACGUGUUCUGCAGAGACAGCGAGGAGUUCCUGUUCCGCACGGGGCUGGGGCUGCUGCGUCUCUACCAGGACGUCCUGACCACCAUGGACUUCAUCCACAUGGCUCAGUUCCUCACCCGCCUGCCCGACUUCAUCCCCGCCGAGCAGCUCUUCCAGCACAUUGCUGCCAUUCACAUGACUAGCCGCAACAGGAAGUGGGCGCAGGUCCUGCAGACGUUACAGAAAGAUCCGGAGCGAGGAAGCCCAGUGCUGAAGCGCUGAGUCUGCACACGUUACUGGACUGAGCCAGGACUCUAGAGGGGGAUCGGGGUGGGGUGGAGAAAGGAAUAUGAGGCCUUAUUUAUCCCCCUCUAUCCCUUCUGAAGACUGUAUCACACACUCUCACAUUCAGCAGGAGGAUCAAAAGGAAACCACAGCGACACCACUCUCAGAUUGGAAGCCAACCAUCUUUCUCCACUUCUCCGAUAUCGAUAAGUACCAGUCAGGGAAAGUGACCGUGAUGUCGUCAAAUGGAGCUCCAGAGUCCGACAUGUGAAUGGCAGCGUGAAGUGGAACUUCAGCUGGUGUCUCUGUAUCUCAUUCUAUUUCUUGCAGCUUUUUUUCCCCUCCGAACUUUAGUCAUUCCUUCAGUUAGAUUUUGUCCUUGUCUGCUUUUCGUUUGUGUGUUUUGUUUUGUUGCUGCAGACUUUUUUUUUUCCUAUCCUGUCCAUGAACUUGUAAAAUGAUUUUUCACGGUUCGUUUAUGUCGAUGAAACUGGAGUGAAGGAUGCUGCUGUCACACAGACCUCCCUUAAUGUUAGCGGUACUGUUAGCGCAGUGGGAUGUCUUUCAAGCGAAUUUAUUUAAUAUUUAUCAAAAGGACACAAAUGAAGCGUUGUUUCUUAGCCUCUGUCCUGUCCAUCAUACACUUGAUGUGAAUAAACACGUACACUAGAGGAUGUGAUGGUAGUCGACAUGCACUGCAGGCGCUCUGAUCAGAGGGCACUUGACAAUUACCUCUAGCUAGCACUGUCUUUUUUUUUUUUUCUUUUUUUCUACAGAAUCUGUCUUUACAGACUGCUUCUUCAUCCUUGCAAAUGGUCGAUUUCAGCCUUUUUUAGCCCCGUUUUGUGGACCGCUUUUCGUUCCAGAGAUAAAAAUUAAUUUGGUUUUGUUUUUUUAGAUCACACAUCUGUCCACGGUCAGUCAGCCCUUUGGGUGUAACCGUCGUGAGGCGAGCUCUGUGGCAGCGUGUCGGGGCCCUGCCAUGAUUAAUGUGUCUUGCUGACUGGCAGUGGGCGGGGCCAGUAUUCUCAUUGCUGUUUGUUCGGGUUUUAUUACCAGCAUUGUAAACUACAUUGUUUUUGUUUUCCUCCAUUCACCCUUGCACCUCUUCUCCCCUUAAGUCAUUUCUUUCUUUUUACUUAGAAUGGCCCUUAGAUGCGGCCGUUGUUGAGCCCAUAAGGGAAUUUGCACAGACCGACUCAUUAUGAGACAUAAGUUUAAAAGUGCAGAUGUAUAUUGUGAUGCUGACCUUGUGCACAGAGGACUUGUGCCCUUCGCUAUCGUUGCCUAGUUGACCUCUCUGGUCCCCAGCGAGACCACAUCAGGCGUUGUUAAAGGCCUGGACCCCGGACGCACUACAACACAGGUUCUGGGUAGGAAAACCAAAGUAACAGGAAGCCCGUUGGGUUAAUGCCUGCAAACACACAUCAGCGUCGCACCACAGAACACUUUCUCAUCUCACACACACACACACACACACACACACACAGUGCAGACACGAAGUCCCCCACCCACCCCAGUGUGGUGACACGCUGCAAUAAAGCUUUUUGCACACAUA